AUGGGUCACAUUCGUCAUUUCUCACAGGCGAUCCGCGACGACGAGCAGCUCAAGCUGAAGAUCCGUGCCCAAAAAUCUUUUCUGUGCGGGGAACAAGGAAAGGUGAAUGCCGCCGCCGUGAUCUCGAAUGCUGACAUGCUCAAGCGGCUCAUCAUCGCCUGGAUGGGCCACGUGAAAUUCAAUACCGUGCCCCACUUGGAGAAGCUCCUCCUGCACUUGAGGGAUGCCUGGGAUGUCGAUAUGGGCGACAAGGACCUGAAGAAAGAGGCGAAGCAGUUCAAGAAGCUGCUGAAUCUCCAUUACGGCAACUUGGUCAUCUUGUCUUCAGUUGCAAUCUUCACAGACUCAGAGGCAACCUUCGUGGAGCAAGCAAGGCUGCAGAAGGACAACAAGCAUGCACUCCGAUUCGAGAAGGUCACGUAUAGGAAGAAGCGGCCAGCCGAGGCCCGGGCUUGCAUCAGGAUCCCCUCUAUCGGAAAGGGUUGA
Messenger RNA from Symbiodinium sp. CCMP2456, 486 nucleotides. The record is from the annotation of a GenBank genome assembly. Lineage: Eukaryota; Dinophyceae; Suessiales; Symbiodiniaceae.